UGCCCUCGCCCCUCUCUCCUGCCUUCUCACCAAACCUCAUCUGCUUCAAGCGAGGAUACAUUUGGAAGCUUUCAUCUUCUUCAACAAGUUAAGGUUUUUUUCUGGAGUACUGGUUUCUUGGUUUUCUCUCAAAUGCUAUCUCUGUGAUUUUGGUGAGAUGGGUAAGAAUGGAUCACAUGCAAGAACAAUUAGAGAAGAAAUUAAGGGAAAAAAGGCUUCAAACAUUAGUGGGACUCAUAACCUAAAUUCUCUGAAGAGAAUUCAACAUUUGCACAGAUUGGCUACAUGGUUUUCUGGAAAAGCUUCUGUACCUUCUCUGGGCGCUCUCUUAGGACAUAGAUUGGCUGCUCAUGAAAAGGCCCUUGGGAUACCACCUAUUGAAUCAACUUUCUUUUCUUGCCAAAGAUGCAAAACCAUUCUUCAGCCUGGUUUUAACUGCACUGUUCGAGUAGAAAGAAAUAGAAGCAAAAAGCGCCGUGCCAAGCCUGGCUCUGCCCCACAAAACAAUGUCAUAUACAUUUGUUCUUUUUGCUUCUACAGGAACAUAAGAAGAGGAACGCCUCGGGGUCACGUGAAGGCACUUUUUGCCCAAAGACCUGAUCUUGAGGUAGGAAGAGAAGGAGAAGAAGAAAUCGAGGGUGGGAUACCCAAUCAUGAGAUAGAAAGAGAAAUGGGUACUGAAAACCCAAUAGAAAAAUAUGGACGGAUAUUGAAAACAGAUGAUAAUAUUGUCAAUUUGGUGGGAAAUGACAAAUACAUGCAAGAGAGCAAAAGAGAAUCCAGCAACGCAAAACAAAAUCAAGAGAGAGUAAAAGAGCCCAGCACUGGAGAACCACAGCAAAACCCUGUCAAAAAAGCUGGCACGAAACCGAUAACAGAUGGGAAAUCUGGCUUUGUAGAGAGAGCUGAGGCCAUUAUCGACUCUCCCAUGUUAAAGACCAUGGCAACUCCAUUAGGAAAACCAGUUUGUGUUUCCUCAAUGGAGAGUGGGUCUGGAUCGAAUGCUUCGACUGGAAAUUCACGGAAGCGGAGGAGGAAAUCAUGGUCAAGUCUGAAAGAGCUAGCAACCGCUGGCAAGGCAAUUCCAUUUAUGGGAUGAGAUAGAUGGCUUGUCGAGUUUUGUUUUAUUUUGUGAAAUAAUUUAUUGCUUUUUGAUGGAAUGAGGAUUUCUAUUGAGUUUGUUUUAGUUGUUAGGGCAUGUUGUUCUUAACAUCCACCUGAUCAAAUAUUUUUCCCCUUUUCUGUUUUACACUUUCAUCUUAUUGACUUACUGUUGUUUGUGUAUCAAUUUCAAAGAGGAAGUUGGGGAGUUGAGAUUUUAUAAUUGACUGGUGAUGCUUUCCCAUAAAAGAAAGCAAAUGAGUAAUUCAACAAUUCUUUUUAUGA
This is a messenger RNA of Amborella trichopoda, 1386 nucleotides long. Lineage: Eukaryota; Viridiplantae; Streptophyta; Magnoliopsida; Amborellales; Amborellaceae. The record is from RefSeq and is a predicted model, not a curated record.